Messenger RNA from Hydractinia symbiolongicarpus, 2241 nucleotides. RefSeq lists its product as uncharacterized. The transcript has 3 exons. Bases 492 to 1307 code for a protein of 271 amino acids. The record is from RefSeq and is a predicted model, not a curated record. Lineage: Eukaryota; Metazoa; Cnidaria; Hydrozoa; Anthoathecata; Hydractiniidae.
GGUGUAUUUGGUUAUUAUAAAUUCUUCUUGUAAAAUUGUUCUCAAAAAAUUGUACUUAUAAAAUUGUUCUUAUAAAAUUCUGUUCUACCUUUAAAAUGUUUUUAAUCGGACAGUCACACUUCAGGAGGGUUUUACUUUUGAAGGGAACUCGGUCAUGUUUUUACGCCUUUAACCAACUGUCAAUAUUUCACUUAAAUUAUAAUAAGGCAGGAGUCGAUAUAUGUCGUGUUGAAUGAAAGUGAAUAAUUGAUUCGAAACAAGGAACAGAAAAACAUGCAACAAAACUCACGACAUUUACUGCAUCUACUCGAGUAUCAAUAUGAUUGGUUAGCUUCUCACACGUGAUUAGAAACAACACUGCUUAUUGGUUAUAUUUCUGGGUAACAAUGGGUAUUGUUUUCAAAAAAUUUUAUCUCAUAUAUGAUUUUUCACACACGGAUCAGUAAUCAUUUUUGUUCAACUGUUCAUUGGAGGUGUUACACACAGACAGUAUGGCUUUCAAAGUUUUGACUUUAAUCUUAUUGCUUGUUGCUAUCAAAUACAUUCUCACAGAAGGUAACCUUUACCUCAUACACAAUGUUAAUGACAUCAAAAAGGGAAAGAUCAUAAAACAUUCGAAAGGUUUCACAAGAACAACUUGUUUGUUAAAAUGCCGAAACAAUCAAGAUUGUGACACGGCAUAUUUCAAGGCAAAUCAGGGAAAUAACGCAAUUGGAGAGUGUUGGUUUGUCCAAGAAGGUGGUGAAGAUGAGUUGGAGUUACCAAAUAAAUCAGAUGGUGGAAAAGUGGAGUCCUUUGAGAAUGUUCCUUAUUAUGAGACUAAGAAGAAAAACACGAGCUCUAAUGCCGACGAUUGGAAGUUACAAGCCACAAAUGUUUGUUUUGGUGUAAAGGGCGAUAGUUAUGGUAACUUUACAUUAAAGCAUACUGGCACCAUCAAAAAGUUGAAACUUGAACAUACGGGUGAAGAAGGUACAUUGAACUGCCGAAGUAACGUUAGUAACGUUACCUCUCGAUGGGGAUGUCAUUAUUUCGGAGAAGAGCGGAUUUCGACUGUAAUCACUGACAAAAACAACAGAGUCCUAAUUCCGAAUUUCGAAUUUCUAAAAAUCAGGUUUGUUCAAUCUUACUAUCUUCCUGGAUAUCAUGGAAACUCGCCAUAUCUUCAAUUUGAUAAUCUAAACAUAUCUGCAAGAUAUGGCGAUGAACUCAGAAUCUGGCACCUUGUAGAUUUAAGAGAUUUUAACGAAGAGGAACUCAGUAAAGGAAAAUCAUGCGCAGACGUUUAUGCUGUCUUUCAUAAUUAACUUAAUGUUUGCAACAAAAUUUCAUUCACAUGCAGCUUCUUUCGUUUAAAAAAAAACUUUGAAACUUAUUUGAAGGAUAAAUGAAUUCCCGUCAUUCUAAAAGUGUGCAAAUUUUUUGUUGUUGUAAAUUUGGAAAUUUAGCUAUGUACUAUGAAGUAUAAAGCUGAGAACGAAGUUGCGUUCAAACAUUUUGUAGUUAAAAAGUUUUUUGUUUUCUUUUCUAAACCUUAAGAUUUUUUUAACUUCAACUUUUUGAGUGUUAAAUAAUUCUUAAAGUCUUUUUAAAAAUGCAGCUAUCAUAGGUAAGAAAAAGCGAUCGCAAGCAGUUAUGGCCGAUUUUAAAAACAAAUUAUCUACAACAGCUCAAAUAUAUCUUUUUAAACUAAAAUAUAUCCGAAGCUAAUUUUGUACAAUAAUUGUUCUUGAUCGCUUCUUUUUGUCACCUUCGACUGCGUUAAUACUCAUAUUGACUUAAUAAAUCAAUUUUUUCAUAAGCAUGUCAAUUUAGGGGAAAUUUGUGGAAAAAUUCAUAGAAAGAAUAAAAUGAGUUAGAAUUCCGAAGUUCUUUUCUUACUAUUAAGAACAAAAUAAGAAAACAAGAACAGGUAGCCUGAGGUCGGAUUUUUGUAUUUUCAUAACAACAUGUGAUGUGAAUGCAUUUCUUUAAAUACACACCCCACACGUGACAUAAAUUUUGUAUUUAGAAACUACAGGAAUUUUCUCAAAGUAGCAUUUUUUUGGCCUUAAAAUAAUUUUAUGGCGAUUUCCUUCAUCUUUAUUUUCUCUUUGCAAGCUAACAUACACUGUGCAUAUAAUUCACAUUCUGUUUAUUAUAUAUUUAAAAUACCAGUUUUAAAGCAUUAAUUUGACUCCAAAUUUCUUUCUCACAAACAAGCAAAUAUACCAUGAGUUCAUUUAUUGCAUUUUCUCUCCA